CGCUUUCACAUUUUGGUGGUUUUUUGUUCUUUGUACACUCAAGGCAACCUCAGACAAACAAACCGAGAACGGGACAAAGGGAGUUUCCCGCCGCCAAACAACCAAAAACAACCAACAACAAAAGACGCUGGUUUUCUCAGACGCCACUACAAACCACAAUGUCUGCCGCGCUGAGCACCGCACCGCAGAUGCCGAUCUCGCCAUCCAAGUCGGACCUGGAGUACCAGCUGAAACUGCUCUGCCAGCUGCACGAAACGACCUUCCAGCAGGCGCAAAUCCAGCGCGCAAUCCACGUUUGUGCGCACCUCCAAUCGCCGACCCUCCGAUCGAUCAGCCCGCCACACAAGCCGGCUUGUCACGCACACCCCGUGUCCCCAUUGCCAAUAUCAUUGUCGUCUGCUGUCACAACGACGACCGCCAGAGUGCUUUCCUCGCCAUCGGCAGAGCCACCUUCUGCAAUCUCGCCGGCAUCCUCCAUGCCCUCAUCGCCGGCUGCAUUGCGCCGCUACCCUCGCACUCGAUCGGCACCCAUCACUGCCGGUCCCUCUUCUUCUGCAGCAGCAGUAGCCGCAGAUGCAUUUGCGGGUGGUGCCACCCUCCAAUCAAACCCAUCCAAUGCUCCAUCUGGCCAAACCACACCUUCAUCCAACCUGCCGUGCGAUCGCAUUCUCAGCCGGCUGCGCGAAGCUCAGAUUUACGCCGAAAUCGCCAUGCACUUGAAGACAUGGAGUGUCUUUGACGCGCGCAACGCGCUCACCGAAGCUGCCGACGCUUCCCUCGGCGACUUUGAGCGGGACGAGCGAUUGUGCCGUCUCAUUCACGAGCUGCGCAACACUUGCACGUCUCGCGGCUUGCCAGCAACCAUGUCCCGCUUUGUGGCACUCGACACGGAAACUGCAUCUGCCAUCGACAAGAUGGGCACUCUGUACACGCAGUGGUGGAAAUCCGCCUGGUCGACCUCGCGCGCCGACAUUCUCGAGACGCUCUUGACGGACGUGUUUGUGGCAGUGCACUCGCGGUACGCGCAUCUGAUUCGCUCGCCUCAGCACCGAUUGCAGCAGCACCACGCAGCAGCGCCCGCGCCAAUCGAGUCGAGCACGCUCAUUGUUCAACCGUCCUCGACGGUGGCGCCUGUUCGUGGUGGUGGUCAUCACCGCAAUCGUUCGUGCUCCAUGCCCGACGUCGUCGUCGAGUCCCAGCCUGUUCCUGCCAGCUCGUCCCAGCUGGCAGACACGCUUCCAUUCCACUCGGCGGCGCUCCGCUCGCUCUUUCUCGGAUGGAAGCCCGCUUCGCCAUCGGCUCCGAUUAAUGUCUCAUCUGCAAUCUCGUCCACCCCCGUCAAGGUUCCCGGACGUAUCUGCCUUGUGAUGAAAAAGCCCAUGCUGCAAGCAGCAAGUGGCCGCACUGGCGAGGUGGCAACCUCGACGUGAACAAGUCUGUUCCGCACCAAAAAAAGCACUAUUCGAAGUGUUCUGGCUAUCACCACAUAGCCGUCUCAGCGCUAGUGUCUUGGCGUCUUUGCCAUGUUAUUAAUUCAUGUUAAUACAUUGUUAUUCUUUCCUGCGGUUGAACAUAAGCAAGAAACAAAAAAUAAACCAUUGUUG
Messenger RNA from Capsaspora owczarzaki ATCC 30864, 1604 nucleotides. RefSeq lists its product as hypothetical. The record is from RefSeq and is a predicted model, not a curated record. Lineage: Eukaryota; Filasterea; Ministeriida; Capsasporidae. The transcript has 2 exons. The coding region runs from base 159 to 1430 and encodes 423 amino acids.